GUGGCCUGGGAUCCAAGCCUUUUUGGGUGGGUGUGCCUCGAUGUUCUGAUUGCGGGCUGGGAUCUUGUUGCUUCAAAACUUGUCUCACUACUUGUACUCAAAUACAGUACCGCUUUUCCUCGCCUUUUCUACCUCAACCAAACCUCCCUCCCUACUCACUCCUCCUGCCCUCCUUCAGGGCAGAGAGAUCUUUCUUAUUCCAUCUUCCCACAUCAACCUCUCCAGAAACUCUAAUAUUUCCCCCUUAUUUUCCAUUCUUCCUGUUAUUCUUGUUAUCUUUGAGGGUCCUUCUAGCUCCUUGUUUUUUCCUUUAUUCGCCCCUUUAUCACCAUCUCCGACUUAUUUAUUCGCUGCUUAAAAUAACUGUCUUUCGUCAUAUCCUUUUUCUACAUUUUUUCCCCCAGUUCAUUCAUUAAUAUUUUAUCUUUUUUUUUUUUUUGUUAGAAGACUUGACUCUGGCAUGGGGGAGAUGCUCUCUUCGACGAACCAUAAAUCAAUCUUGAGUUUGCUAGCAGAAUACGAUGACUUUCUAACAGAUUCCCUCGUCGACCGUGUUCAUUAUUGGACUACCAUCCGAAAAAUCAAAGGCGUUUAUCAUUCGAGUCGCCGUCUCAAUACUAAGGCAAUCUUGAAGAUCAUUAUUGAAGAUGUGGUCGAAAACAAGAAUGUCAAAGUUGCAUUGGAGAAAUUUCUACGCCUACCUGGAGUCGUGCAAUAUUUAAGGAGUGGGGCCCAUGUUGAGGCUGAAUUUUCGAAGCAUACAUGCUCGCCGUUACCUAUCAAUCUAUCAGCCGGACGCUGCCUUCGAACUCGGAAACAUCUUCAUCGUGGCGAGAUGGUCAAAUAUCUGACUGGGGUGUUGGUCAAGAUGUCUGAUAACGAAGAGCAAUCCCUUUCCCGAGUGCAAUCAGACUUCAGCAUCAUUUAUUCUUCACGCGUUGGCGCCAUGAGCCUGCUACUGGGGCCUGCUAGGUUUAUUAAUCACGAUUGCCAACCAAAUUGCAAGUUCACCACCGCGGGAAAGGAGCAUGUGAAUUUGUAUGUAGAAAGGGAUAUCAAAGCGGGUGAAGAGAUCACAGUCAAGUAUGCAGAUGACUAUUUUGGGGAGGGUAAUCGGGAAUGCUUAUGCAGGACCUGUGAAGGAUUGGGGCGCAGUGGAUGGGCUUCGGGGGCUGUCGAGGAUCUACAACCCAUGGAGGAGGAUGGCUCCGCAAUCCAAGCAGUGGCAGGAGGGUUUGUGUUGGCCAGGAGGUCUAAGCGAAAGAGAAACUCUACUCACUCGCUAACCAUACAAGAGACCAAGAAGCAAAAGACUUCUGGAAACGGGUCCUCUGUUCUAAGCCCUCCGAAUAGUGUUCGGGGACUUUCUGAGGGGCUCCGUAGCACCCCUCCUGUUCCUGACAUGAGCGUGCAUUCUAGGUAUUCUACACCAGUGCUUGGAGCAAUUGGACCGGAAACACCUCCGGAGACCGACGGGGCUGUGACUCCUAUGAACUUUGCAGAUGUUUCGAGAGCAUCAGCUCUCUUAAGCGCAUCACAAGCACGUGUAGGGGAAUUAAAUGAACCUCUGCAGUAUGCAUCGGGUUCGUUACCAUUGGGUAGACUAGCUGAAGGAGGCUUUCCCGGGCGGGUGCAAUCAGAAGCAAUUUCAAAUCCUCCUCAGAGCGAGCUGCAAGCGCGGCCCCUGCCCCAGAUAACCAUCAAUCAAGCUUGCGAUGAUUGUGUUUCUAGAACGGGUCUCGAGCAACCACCGACUGGUACUGGCUGUUUCUUGGAUGACAGGUUGACGAAGUCUGAAAGUAGUGCGCUACGUGCCUGGGAUGGCGAGCUGUCUGAUUUCACAGAAGUCGAUGACUCAGAUUUUGAUGACGAAACACAGACGAUCGAUAUUAAGCGACUGAUUAGGAAACAACUAUCCAAGGCUAAAAAGGGAUCCCGAAUUAUAGGGAGUAAACCUCAUUUUUAUCCUUCUGAACCGCCCGCAAGGCGCGUUCCUGGAGAUUACCUCGCCCAGAACAAGAGCGGUAUAUCUUGCGUCUGUUCCGAUUGCCGGGAAUCCUUUUUACAUGCUGAAAAGUCCAAUAUCCCGACAGCGUGCAAACGCUGCGAACGCCAUGCUAAGAUCUAUAAAUUUGGUUGGCCAAAAACAAUGGGAAAGAGAAGUGAGACUGAAGAUCGGUGCAACGAUCACCGUGGUACUCAGCGUCCGCUGAUGCUAAAUGGACAUGGGAGACGCCGUUAGGCGGUUGCAGGCUUCACAAAUACUGGGUUGCAGUCGGCCAGGAAGCAGCAGGUACUGCUGUGGCUCCGAGGGUUGGGGCGGGGAGGGGAUUGGCAAGCGGAAGAAAAACAAUGGCGGUGAUUAGUACUAAGUGGGAAUUCGACAUCCUCUUCCAUUAGGUAACGGGGCUGUUCGGAUAGCUUCGGGAGGUGUGUAUCGUAUCGGUUGCGAAAUGGUAUUUAUAGCGCACCAGGGGUUUCUACUUAGCCUAGUUGUGAUCUUUACAUACGAGGGAGUUUUGGUACUAAAGGUGGAUGCAGUUACGACGGGAGGGCACAUCGAGGUUUAAUUUAUCGAUCACCUUCACGGCUCUUUUCCACGGUUGUUAAACGGCAUUGGAAAAUUCACUCUAAUAAUGCAUAGUUUUUGCUUGUUUCUUGUUAUCCGUGUGUUAGUAAUUGCGUACUUCCUUUGUCCCCUUUUUUAAUUAUAUGUGAUCUGAUUUUGGGCAUUUUUUCUCUUUUUCUGCCCAGGUUUAUCUGGGGAGUUUGGAUGGCUGGAGGAGUACGGGGCUUUGUUCGGUGUAUAGUAUAAUAUUACUAGAUAGCUUGGUUAUUAAAAA
Molecule: messenger RNA, 2843 nt
Organism: Tuber melanosporum (Perigord truffle)
Lineage: Eukaryota; Fungi; Ascomycota; Pezizomycetes; Pezizales; Tuberaceae
Exons: 6
Coding region: 461-2242 (593 amino acids)
Cellular component (GO): nucleus
Molecular function (GO): histone H4K20 methyltransferase activity; protein binding
Source: RefSeq, a predicted model, not a curated record